AUGGCCUCUAAAGAAUCACAUGAAACAAAAUCCUCUAUGAGAAAGGACAAAAAAGAUCCCGCACAGGAUAAACCAAAGGACAAAUCAUUUUCGACCUAUUUUUCUCCACAGCAACAUAAAUCUAUCAAACAGAAGAUGAAUGAUAUGGAUCUCAGCUCAGAAAGUAUGAAAUCAGAGGGCAAAAAAAACCCUGAUAAGGACUUGAUAACAAUCUCCCAGCUACACGCUAGUCUAAAGGCUAAUUUAGAAGAAAUAAAAAUUCAGUUGGACUCAGCAGAUGCAGAAAUCAAAUCAGACAUAAAACAGGAAAUAAAUGUCCUUGUCGCAAAAAUUGAAAGUUUUGAGGAUCAGCUAAAAGAAAUGGAUUUUCAAGUAAAAAAUCUAGCAGAUGAUAGCCAAAAGGCACACCGUAAGAGCUUAAAUUAUGUGACCUAGAAGAUCGUUCCAGGUGAAAAAAAAUAUGAUUUAGAAAAUUGGCAGAGAAAGGAAGACAGGAAGAUAUAAAACAAACUCUGACGGAAUACUUAUCUGCCUUAGGUAUUGCAUGUAAUUUACAAGAACAGUCAAUAAAAAGGUGUCACAGACUCUUUAAACCGCAAUCAAUCUAAAACGACACACCCGUGAUAUUAUUGCAUCCUUCUUCUCAUAUGAAUUUAAAGUGUUGAUACUGAAAGCCGCAAGAGAAAAUCAGAUUUCCACUGGUCACUUCCAAAAUGUUAAAGUGUUUCAGGAAUUAUCCUUUGUAUCCAGAACCAAAAGAAAAUCGUUCAGUCUAGCCACCCAAACUCUUAGGGGACAUAAUAUAAAAUAUAGGUGGCUAUACCCUUUAAAAUUAACUCUGACGUACGAUGGGAAAAGAUAAUUAUUUGAUUCAAAUGUCAAUCUGAUAGAAUGGCUGAAAAGGAACAAACUGCUUGUCUAGAUAAUUAAUUUCAGGGCGUAAGGGUUCUGUUUGUUAAUACAAUGUUUUUUUUGUUUGUUUUUUUUCUUCUCCCCUACGUUAUGUGCAUAUAUUAGCGCUCAUGAGCCAAUGGUUCUAGACGUGACUCUUUAAUGAUUCCGAAAAAAUGAUUAAUGAAUCUAAUAUAUAGGGUGCUUGGAAAGAUGUUAUAGGAUAUCCAUGAGGGAUCUUAAUUCAACGGUCUAAUGCUAUAUAUUUUUGCAAUACAUGGGAGGUAAAUUAAUAGAAGGGAAAAAAGAAAAGAAAAGGGAAGGGAAAAAGGAAGAAUUUUUUUUUUUCACAGAAUGAAGCUAACUUGAGUGUGAUCAAAACAAAAUUAGUUUAUUGUUUUACUUUUUGUACCACAUGGAUAGACUAUGAGGUGGGCACAAAUAUUGUUUUUAUAUAAGGCACAAUCUAUUAUUAUAUUUAACUAUCACUGUUUAUGCUCGUUCUACCCCUAUUGGUAUUAUGAUAUUUUUCGAAUUUAAACUAAUAUAUAGUUACAUAUAUAGCAAAUCUGGGAAGAUAGAGGGAAGAGAGUAAAGAGGAUUAAACUAAAAUUAGAUUUUCACACUAUGUUGUAGCAGCAGAGUGGAAGAUAUUACAAAACGCAAUAUUUAUGUGAUCUCUACUGAGCAAAAUUGUAAUAUUUUUAAAGUUUCACUGUCCAAAGGAACACUACACUUCGGACCUAGGCAUAGGUUUUCUAUUAUGAUACACACUUGAUUUGUUAUAAACUUUCUUUUUUAUGUUCACUUACUUGUGCUUUUGAGCCAAAUGUCUGAGUGGGGACUCCCCAAUGGUUCUGAAUUGAACGAGUGGUAAUAUAACUUAACGGAUCAUUGUGAUAUAUUUUUGUAACACAUGGGAAGACAAUUAAUAUGGCAUAAUUAUUUAUUUAUUUAUUUAUUUUUUGUAUUAAUUUUUUUUUGCAUUUGCCAUAAAAGUAACUUUAUUAGCUGUGGCUUUCGAUUCUAUCCACCCAGACUAUCCCUUGAAUAAUGAUGGGGGGAAUGCCCUCGCGGCAAUGCUUUUUGGCUACUUAGGUGGGUCUCCCCUCUUGUGUAGUUAUACUACAUUGUUUUCAUUUUUGUGCACCUAUUUCAUCCUUUCAAAAAAGAUUAUUCCCACCUAUCUAGUGUGUAUGGUACUUAUUCACGGAUUGAUUUUUGUUUAGCUAAUGCUAACACAAUUCCCCUCUUUAACUCCAUAAACAUUAAGGACAACCCUUGGUCAGAUCAUAGCUUUGUAUUAUUUGAUCUCGGUAAUAAUCCCCUACAGAUCGUACCACCUGGAGACUGAAUGAUGCUCUUAUUAAAGAUGUAAAUAACAGAGAUGAUUUGACCAAGCUAUUAGAGUAUUUCUGGGCAGAAAAUAAUCCGGUUGAUACCUCUCUUUCGAUUAAUUGGUGUACGCAUAAAUCCGUUAUGAGGGGAUAUUUAAUUAUGUGUCACAUCUUUAAGAAAAAAAAAUGGCAAGUAUUUGUAAGUACAUGUUUAAAAUUAAACAAACAACACUCUACCCCUGAUUUAAGAACCUGUUUAAAAGUUCUACAAAAAAAAAUUAAUUUAAAAGAAGAAGAAAAAUUAAGAUCAAUAUAAAUAAAUUAAAGAUAAAUCAUUAUUAUACCGGCAACAGAGCCAAUAAAAAAUUAACUAAGAGACUCCAAAAUCAUUACGCAAGUAAUAGGGUGGAAAAAUUGGUGGAUGAUCACACCGUCUAUUCCACUCCAUCUCAAAUUGGCCAAAAAUUCAAUCAAUUUUAUCAGGACUUUUAUAAUUUGAAACUGAGUCCAAACUUAAUAGAUAUUCAAAAUUACCUAUCUAAUACAUUGAUCCCAAAAAUUUCUAGCCAAGAUUUAUCAACCUUAAAUAAAUAAUUUUUGCCUGACAAAGUCCAAGCCCAAAUAGAUAGAUUACCCACAAAUAAAACUCUGGGCCAUGAUGACUUUACUAAUCUUUAUUAUAAAUAUAUGAAGCCUCAAUUGUUAAAUCCCUUAACUGAAAUGUUCAAUCAAAUAGCGGAAAACAAUUGAAUUCCAAAGGAACUAUUGCAAUCCAAUCUUGUUCCAAUUCUGAAACAGAAUAAAGAUAGCACCGAUCCUAAAAACUACAGACCGAUUGCGUUAAUUAACAAAGAUAUGAAGAUAUACUGCGAGAAUAAAAAUUAUUAUAUUGAAACUUAUCCAUCCGGAUCAAAUAGGGUUUAUCCCUGGUAGAUGGGUAUCCAAUAAUACCAGAACGUUAAUUGACAUUAUUGACUUGACAAAGAGACAUUGCAUACCGCUCCUGGCCCUGUCUUUAGACGCCAAAAAAGCGUUUGACAGGGUUGGGUGUGGUUAUUUAAAUGAAGUUCUAAAGGCUUUUGGCUUUAGGGGAUGGAUACGCAAUGCAAUCUUAGCUUUGUAUUCUGCCCACUCUUGCCCCAUUGUUAGACCGCUAUGGGUGUGGGCAUUCAACAUCUUUUACACAGUGUCACUUAAUAAAAUUGAUAAAAAUCCGGCCUCGGCCCUUUUACACUUAAAUUGGCAUCUAAAGUCGCACAAAUAUAUUUGUCUAGCGACCCAUUGUUUUGUCGCUGUCAAAAGUAUUAUCGCCAGACAAUGGAAAUCCUCUAACCCAUUUCAGAAAAGUCUUCUGAUUAAUCAAAUUACAUCUCAAUUGACGAUGGAAAAAGAGAUUAUAAACAACACGAUAAUUUUGUCCAAAAAAAACAGAAUGGUAUUCUAAUUGGCUACAAAAACUCUCUCAGCUAUAUGGAUAAUGCACCCUUGGAUUUAUCUACUUAGCUAAAUAGGGUAUUAACCAUUUGUGUUUUAGUUAGUGUUAAAAUAUCUCUAGUGACUGAAAUGGUAUGUUCAUCAUAGUGUUAUACGGUAAAAGCUUCGUAAUUAUAUGCUAUAAUAUAUCUUAAAAAAAUUUCUCCUGUACUGUAUAGGUGAAGGGUUAUUUUAGUUCGUUAUUGUUUAUUUUUGUAUGUUCGUUAUGUCUAAUUUACUUGAUAUAAAUUUAUUGUACAUGGUGAUGUUAUAUAUGACGAUGUUUCACUUACAUUAAUCGAACAUAUAUUGUGUCUUUGUUUGUCGACUUUUUUGUAAAUUAUCAAAAAAAAUUCUAUAAAAAUCUACAAUAAAAAAAUAAUAAUUCAGGUGUGGAUUAAAAGUCGGAAACUAAUUUUUGCACAAGACUAUUGAAUAUUGUAUAUGUCCAUUGAAGACUUCUGCUAAAGGAUUGGCUAGCUAUCUUUGAUUUUUUGAUCCAUUCACAAUUUUUCUUCAUUCUGCUUUAUAUUCUUUUUUGGAGUCCUGUGCCUCUUUUAUGUCCUUUGUCUCUUUUCCCUCUUUUACCCUAGUGUGCUGGGGGUUUUUUAUACUGUACUUUUCAAAAUAAACCUACGUUUCUAUGAAAAUGUAAGUUUUUUUUUUUUAUUAUUUGCACCCCACAUAAACUUAAACCUUGUUUAUUUGGCUCGGGCUAGACUUCUAGUUUGACAUGUGUGCUAUAUGCCAAAUCAAAUUGGGUCAAAGAAAAGUCCCUGGAAACAUAAUGUAUUUCUUUACAAGUUACCCUAGAAGCCUGAAAUUACCUAUAUAUUGCUGAAUUUACCUAGACAACAGUAUUUACUGUAUACAGACACAAUACACAUAUUGCUGUUUUUUACAUUCCAGAAAAUGUUGUUAGAUUUCCUACAAAUAUUUAUAAUCUGGUCAUUUGAAAAUGUCCUAUUUUUGUUACAUGUACACAUCGUUGAAAAAAUAUUUUAAUGUUAAUAUUUAAAAAAUGUGAAAUAUAAGGUAUAUGGUGUAAUAUCAGUUUACUAUACUGAAAUUCCUGUAACGAUGUAUAAAUAAAUGGGGAAAAAAUGUACACAUAUAUUUUUUUAGAUAUUCCUGACAUCAACGUGACAGUUUUUUAUAUGUCUGUAAGCAAGCUCUAUACUCUAUGACUAAUGACUAUUUCAAAUUAAAAGAAAUCAAUGUGAGAGUAUUAACAAGUUCCAAAUUAGGACUAUGCAAAGUGAUGAGUUUAUACUCCUAAUUACUUCAAGGUUACUGAUUAUCAUCAAUCAUAUGUGCAGUGUUUGCCAUAUAACUAUUCCGUGUGUUCUUGCUGAUUCUGUAACUUAAUACGUAUAUAUGUAUCUAAGUGCACUCCCACAUUUAGUUUAACACAAUAAUUGAUAUGUAACACUUUUUCUUUUAUAGCACGACAAGCUCCUUGCUCUACGACUGCUAACGAGUUAACAGAAUCAACUGCAGAGUAAGUUGUAAAAGCUAAUUGAGGGUGAUUGGGGAUCAAGUAAAAAUUAAAUGGAUAGUAAAAACAACCAUGGAGUCCAGGCACAAAUAAUGCAUAUGCUUCAGGUCAACAGGAAACUGCCCACCCACUAAUUUAAUGGCUAUCUGAUCACUGACUGCAGGCUGAAUGACAGAAUUUGGAGUUUGGGUUUACAUUUUUGUUUUUCCCUGCAGAUAUUCAUCACAAGGAUUGGAAACAGGAGCCACUAGUUUAUUUAUUUCUCUAUAUUUUUCAGUGUCAUAUGUCCUGAGGAUUGCCACAAAACGAAAGGCACUGUUUAUGGAACCGCAAUCUACACAGAUGUAAGAAAUUGUAACAAGAAAUAUUAUUAGACUGAUUUUGAACCCACUCAGGGUUAUUCACUGAAGCAAGAAUUGUUGGGAAUUCAAUGUGGUUUCAAAGUGAAUUUCAAACUGAAGUUCAGCGUGGCAGUACUGGAAAUAUUUUGCAACUUAGUUUUAGUUUGGCCUUAAAUUUAAAAUUCACUUACAAUUUACUUACAUUUUCAACAAUUUUCAUGUUUGUAAAUAACCCUGUCUGUGUUAUGAGGUUAAAGACGGACCAGCACAUUUCAUAGCUUGCAGAUCAAAAUAAAUCUGUAUUGCAUUCCUUAGGAUUCUCCCAUAUGCAAAUCUGCUAUCCAUGCUGGAGUAGUGCCCGUCAACGGAGGGGUGGUUAGAGUACAUAAGCUGCCGGGUCUGGAGGAAUAUGAAGAAUCUACACGGAAUGGAGUGAAAUCCUCUAAACAUGGGAAAUGGACUGGAUCUUUUAAACCCAUUCCAGUACCAUCACCUGUGACAAGUGAAGAAUCACCUUUGGAAACAUCUGAUCCCUCAUCUACCCCAAAAAAGACUAAAGAGCCAGCAUCCAAACUUCCACCAGGUGAAUAUCUUUGUAUCUGUUUUGGUCUCUAUUGAAAAUUAUUUUUUGUUAAGUUCAACAUUUGUAUAUUUCAGAAAACAUCAUACAGCUGAUCAUUAGAUGUGAGAAUUAGAAAAAGAUUAUUAAAUCACUUUCUUCUAACCAAAGGUUUAAAACUGAAAAAGUCUAAACAUCUUAUGUAAGGGUUUAAGUUAUAACUAAAAAAAAUUAAGAGUAAAAUGUAGCUUUAAUGAGCCAAGCUGUGACAAGAUCAUUUUUUCAAAACAGCAAUUUUUGCAAAUGUUUUGCAGUUGAGUUUUCAAUUCACUACACUUCCUUAUCUACUAAAUAUAUACCACAUGGAAAAAUAAGCAUACCUAGAUAGAAAAUACACACAUGCAUGUAUGGACAAUUUCAUAGUACAAACAUUAAAAAACCAUGUUUAUACAUAUAUAGUCAUUGAAUACUGUUAUAUGAAGAUGGAGUUGUUAUACAUAUCAAUCCAAAUCGGAAUUUAAAAAUAUAUGGGAAAUUUUAUUCUUGCAGUCUCGGCUACAUGUACAAUGCCUGGGAAGGAGAUAGCUGAACCCAUUGCAAAGUAAGUUCAUAUCAAAGUGAAGAAUUGUUUUUCGCAAAUAACAUUUUUUUUUUUCAAAGAAACAUAUUUAUUAGAAGAGAAUGAAAGCAAUCUUUAUUUGUAUUUAUAUUUCAGUGUCAAAUGUCCACCAGAAUGUCUAAAACAUGUAACGAAAGUUUGGGGAUCUGGCAUAUAUGCAGAUGUAAGUGAAUAAAAAGCAAAAUGAAAACAAAGAACAUAAACUGAAAUUACUGUUUUUUUUCCUUGCUUAAGAUCAUUUUAAAUUAUCAGAACAUUAACCAUUCUGUUUAUGCAAUGCCUAUAUGUUUCCUAGGAGUCCUCCAUUUGCCAAUCUGCUAUCCAUGCUGGAUUUCUGACCCCUGAUGGAGGACAAGUAACUGUACAGAAGAAGCCAGGUCUAGAAAGCUAUGAGACAACCACACAGAAUGGUAUCACAUCUUUUAAAGCCGGACCCUGGCCCAGAUCAUUUUCAUUCCGCCCAACUCCAUCUGCUAAACCUCCUGUAACAAAGCCGGAGUCACCAUCUAAAACACCAGAUUCAACAGGAAAGCCUACAGAACCUCCUCAAAGUCUGCCACCAGGUAAAUUCCUUUAGAACCUAGAAGUAGAUCUCAAGACACAUAGAAAACAUAUUUAACACCCCUUCUUCUCAGGACAAAAUUUGACAGUAUGCGUCUGCCUUCAAGCUCAUGGCCUGAGUUGGCUAAAGCAUCAGAACCUAAAUUAAUAUUUAUUUUUCUUCUUCUUGGCAACUGCUGCCUAUUUGAAAAUUAUGAAUUUGUUUGAGAGGGGAUUAAGAGCCCUGCCAUUGAUGCCACAGCGAAGUCUGUUGAUUCAGUUUCAUUAUUAACUAGUUUAUAAAAAGCUUUUGCAGGGAGCAACAUGGGUCUAUAUCACUCCCUUCACGGCCAACAAGUGAGCUGGGGAAUAGAGAACUAAAUGGCUACUAUGUUAUACUUCUUUGAUUAUCAUGGCCUUUUUUGGAUAUUGCUUGAUAUCCCCAGUCAAACCUGCUGGGCAGUUGACAAUUUGUCCCGUGGUCCAUGGUUUUGUAUAUAAGCCUUCAAAGUUCAGUUUAUAAAUGAAUGAGUAGAGUUUAUAAAUUAAAGAGUUUUAUAUUUGCCAGUCGAUAUUACCAAUUUGAAUAGUACUUUUGUUACUUCUGACACGCCAGAUCCUGCACAUUCAGUGCUAGAUUUACUUGGUUAUUUUUUUCAAUUUACUGUUCUAGUUUGUUAAUCAUGUUUAGAAUGUGUUUAUUUUGUUUACCUCUUGUAGAGUGCUGCAGAAUAUGUUGGAGCAAUAUCAAUAAUUGUAAUUGUAGAUUUAGGGAUGAAUGGGCCUGAAUAUGAAACAUUUCAUGAGCUUAAUGAGAGAAGUUAAUUUCACAUUUCCAUUGCUAUAGUCACUAAUAUAGACUACAUAAAAAGAAGGUUUGAUAAAAAAAAAUGGAGCUCCACUGUAGUGGCAGCAGCCUAUUUCAAAAGUAUAUGGAUAAUAUAUUGCCAUUAUUGCCAAUUUAAUAGCCAAUUUUCAUCUGGACCUGGGCCCAUUAUUUGAAGGUUUUUUUCUUAAUGAAGGGGUAGAGUGAUAGGGGGAAACCUGAUAAUCUGUGCUGAGAAACAGAAGUAAAUAAAAUAUUUAUUGAGUUUUAAAUCUAGAAAUUAUGUUGAGUAUUCGCCCUUCCUUUUGUGAUGCAAAUAUGAAAGCAAAAACAAUUAAAUACUCAGCAAAAAUAUAGUCACCACAUCAUUUAUAUUCCCCAAGUGAAAGCCUCCAUUAUCUGGUAAAGAGUCUUCUGGGACAGCAAACUAAGACUCGGAAAACUUGAUUUCUUUGCAGUCAGGGAACCCACUUCAUUAUCUGCUGAAAUGCAAUGGAAGGCAAAACAUGGCAAUUUCUCCUUGCUUUGUCAUUAAUAUUCCAAAUUGCGCUCUGUUAACUCACUGAUGGGUAGAUCUUGUAAUUUGUUAAUAAUAUUUGCAAGCAGGUCAAUAUUACCUAUGUUUACACUUGGCAGGGGAAUUUCAACAAUCCAUGUUCCAAUAUAUUACAACGCAAAUGCAUUGUACGAUUAAUUACAGUUCCCGAGUAUAGAUUAAGUUGCAAUUUAUAUAGUCAUUGAUAAGCCAUAGGACUAUUUUUUAAGCCUUAUCAUUGUUUUCCUGUUUUAAUUUCCCAAAUAUUACAUUGACAUUUGCUACAGUCGGUAUGUUAUUUACAAUGAGUAUGUGACAUUGUAUUCUGUCAUUGCAGUUAAGGCUUCAUGUUCAAUGAGUGCAGCCCAGAUAGCAGAAGAAUCGGCAACGUAAGUUUUAUAUCACUGUGAAAUAACUGUUAAGUAGCAGGAAGAACGUUAAGUUUAAGUUAAAUCAAGCAUGACACAGACAUCUGUAAAAGUUCUCACUUAAUUUUUAGGAUAAUAUGUCCUGAGGGAUGCCAGGAUGAGGAUGGCAAAGUUUGGGGAACUUACAGCUAUACAGACGUAAGAUUUUUAACUCAAUACAUAUUCGUAAACUAAAGUUCUUACCUAAAGUGUUUUGCUUUAAUGUAUUUCUAUAACUUAAUGUCCAAUUUCCCCUAGGAUUCUGCCAUAUGCCUAGCUGCUAUUCAUGCUGGUGUAUUGACUGAUAAGGGAGGAAAAACAAAAAUAGUGAAGAUGCGUGGCCUUGAAAACUACGAGGAAUCCACAAAGAAUGGAAUAAAAUCCUUAAAAUAUGGAACCUGGUCUGGAUCCUUUAUAUUCCCCAAGUCAAAGCCUCCAUCACCUGGUAAAUCUCCAGAAUCACCCGAACCAGUACCAGGAAAACCUACAGAACCCAUUUCGAGCCUUCCACCAGGUGAAUUUAUUUACAAAUACAAAUUGGUAUUUUUCUCCUCAAAAGGUUAUGCAAUAUAAGUGCAGUAAUAACAUUACUGUGAAAAAAUGUAUAUUCACUUUUUAGAUGUUUGCUUGUAAUAGGGAAAAACUCCUUUUUUUUUUUUGCAAUCAGGAAACCAACUUCUUUCUCCUGCUGAAAUGCAAUGGAAGGCAAAACAUGGCAAUUUCUCCAUGCUUUGUUAUUAAUAUUCUAAAUUCUGCUCUGUUAACUCACUGAUGGGUAGAUCUUGUAAUUUGUUAAUAAUAUUUGCAAGCAGAUAAAUCUUACCUAUGUUUACACUUGGCAGGGAAAUUUCAACAAUCCAUUUUAAAAUAUAUUACAAAGCAAAUGCAUUGUACGAUUAAUUACAGUUCCCGAGUAUAGAUUAAGUUGCAAUUUAUAUAGUCAUUGAUAAGCCAUAGGACUAUUUUUUAAGCCUUAUCAUUGUUUUCCUGUUUUAAUUUCCCAAAUAUUACAUUGACAUUUGCUACAGUAGGUAUGUUAUUUACAAUGAGUAUGUGACAUCUUAUUCUGUUAUUGCAGUUAAGGCUUCAUGUUCAAUGAGUGCAGCCCAGAUAGCAGAAGAAUCGGCAACGUAAGUUUUAUAUCACUGUGAAAUAACUGUUAAGUAGCAGGAAGAACGUUAAGUUUAAGUUAAAUCAAGCAUGACACAGACAUCUGUAAAAGUUCUCACUUCAUUUUUAGGAUAAUAUGUCCUGAGGGAUGUCAGGAUGAGGAUGGCAAAGUUUGGGGAACUUACAGCUAUACAGACGUAAGAUUUUUAUCUCAAUACAUAUUCAUAAACUAAAGUUGUUACCCAAAUUGUUUUGCUUUAAUGUAUUUAUAUAACUUAAUGUACUAUUUCCCUUAGGAUUCUGCCAUAUGCCUAGCUGCUAUUCAUGCUGGUGUAUUGACUGAUAAGGGAGGAAAAACAAAAAUAGUGAAGAUGCGUGGCCUUGAAAACUACGAGGAAUCCACAAAGAAUGGAAUAAAAUCCUUAAAAUAUGGAACCUGGUCUGGAUCCUUUAUAUUCCCCAAGUCAAAGCCUCCAUCAUCUGGUAAAUCUCCAGAAUCACCUGAACCAGUACCAGGAAAACCUACAGAACCCAUUUCGAGCCUUCCACCAGGUGAAUUUAUUUAUUCAUUUGUUUGUAAUAGGUAAAAACUCGAUUUCUUUGCAAUAAGGAAACCCACUUCUUUCUUCUGAUGAAAUGCAAUUGAAGGCAAAACAUGGCAAUUUCUCCAUGCAUUGUCAUUAAUAUUUCAAAUUGUGCUCUGUUAACUGACUGAUGUGUAGAUCUGGUAAUUUGUUAAUAAUAUUUGCAAGCAGAUAAAUCUUACCUAUGUUUACACUUGGCAGGGGAAUUUCAACAAUCCAUGUUCCAAUAUAUUACAAAGCAAAUGCAUUGUACGAUUAAUUACAGUUCCCGAGUAUAGAUUAAGUUGCAAUUUAUAUAGUCAUUAAUAAGCCAUAUGACUAUUUUUUAAGCCUUAUCAUUGUUUUCCUGUUUUAAUUUCCCAAAUAUUACAUUGACAUUUGCUACAGUCGGUAUGUUAUUUACCAAUGAGUAUGUGACAUCUUAUUCUGUCAUUGCAGUUAAGGCUUCAUGUUCAAUGAGUGCAGCCCAGAUAGCAGAAGAAUCGGCAACGUAAGUUUUAUAUCACUGUGAAAUAACUGUUAAGUAGCAGGAAGAACGUUAAGUUUAAGUUAAAUCAAGCAUGACACAGACAUCUGUAAAAGUUCUCACUUAAUUUUUAGGAUAAUAUGUCCUGAGGGAUGCCAGGAUGAGGAUGGCAAAGUUUGGGGAACUUACAGCUAUACAGACGUAAGAUUUUUAACUCAAUACAUAUUCGUAAACUAAAGUUGUUACCCAAAUUGUUUUGCUUUAAUGUAUUUCUAUAACUUAAUGUCCAAUUUCCCCUAGGAUUCUGCCAUAUGCCUAGCUGCUAUUCAUGCUGGUGUAUUGACUGAUAAGGGAGGAAAAACAAAAAUAGUGAAGAUGCGUGGCCUUGAAAACUACGAGGAAUCCACAAAGAAUGGAAUAAAAUCCUUAAAAUAUGGAACCUGGUCUGGAUCCUUUAUAUUCCCCAAGUCAAAGCCUCCAUCACCUGGUAAAUCUCCAGAAUCACCCGAACCAGUACCAGGAAAACCUACAGAACCCAUUUCGAGCCUUCCACCAGGUGAAUUUAUUUACAAAUACAAAUUGGUAUUUUUCUCCUCAAAAGGUUAUGCAAUAUAAGUGCAGUAAUAACAUUACUGUGAAAAAAUGUAUAUUCAUUUUUUAGAUGUUUGCUUGUAAUAGGGAAAAACUCCUUUUUUUUUUUUUUUUUGCAAUCAGGAAACCAACUUCUUUCUCCUGCUGAAAUGCAAUGGAAGGCAAAACAUGGCAAUUUCUCCAUGCUUUGUUAUUAAUAUUCUAAAUUCUGCUCUGUUAACUCACUGAUGGGUAGAUCUUGCAAUUUGUUAAUAAUAUUUGCAAGCAGAUAAAUCUUACCUAUAUUUACACUUGGCAGGGAAAUUUCAACAAUCCAUUUUAAAAUAUAUUACAAAGCAAUAGCAUUGUACGAUUAAUUACAGUUCCCGAGUAUAGAUUAAGUAGCAAUCUAUAUAGUCAUUGAUAAGCCAUAGGACUAUUUUUUAAGCCUUAUCAUUGUUUUCCUGUUUUAAUUUCCCAAAUAUUACAUUGACAUUUGCUACAGUAGGUAUGUUAUUUACAAUGAGUAUGUGACAUCUUAUUCUGUUAUUGCAGUUAAGGCUUCAUGUUCAAUGAGUGCAGCCCAGAUAGCAGAAGAAUCGGCAACGUAAGUUUUAUAUCACUGUGAAAUAACUGUUAAGUAGCAGGAAGAACGUUAAGUUUAAGUUAAAUCAAGCAUGACACAGACAUCUGUAAAAGUUCUCACUUCAUUUUUAGGAUAAUAUGUCCUGAGGGAUGCCAGGAUGAGGAUGGAAAAGUUUGGGGAACUUACAACUAUACAGACGUAAGAUUUUUAUCUCAAUACAUAUUCAUAAACUAAAGUUGUUACCCAAAUUGUUUUGCAUUAAUGUAUUUCUAUAACUUAAUGUCCAAUUUCCCCUAGGAUUCUGCCAUAUGCCUAGCUGCUAUUCAUGCUGGUGUAUUGACUGAUAAGGGAGGAAAAACAAAAAUAGUGAAGAUGCGUGGCCUUGAAAACUACGAGGAAUCCACAAAGAAUGGAAUAAAAUCCUUAAAAUAUGGAACCUGGUCUGGAUCCUUUAUAUUCCCCAAGUCAAAGCCUCCAUCAUCUGGUAAAUCUCCAGAAUCACCUGAACCAGUACCAGGAAAACCUACAGAACCCAUUUCGAGCCUUCCACCAGGUGAAUUUAUUUAUUCAUUUGUUUGUAAUAGGUAAAAACUCGAUUUCUUUGCAAUAAGGAAACCCACUUCUUUCUUCUGAUGAAAUGCAAUUGAAGGCAAAACAUGGCAAUUUCUCAAUGCAUUGUCAUUAAUAUUUCAAAUUGUGCUCUGUUAACUGACUGAUGUGUAGAUCUGGUAAUUUGUUAAUAAUAUUUGCAAGCAGAUAAAUCUUACCUAUAUUUACACUUGGCAGGGAAAUUUCAACAAUCCAUUUUAAAAUAUAUUACAAAGCAAUAGCAUUGUACGAUUAAUUACAGUUCCCGAGUAUAGAUUAAGUUGCAAUUUAUAUAGUCAUUAAUAAGCCAUAGGACUAUUUUUUAAGCCUUAUCAUUGUUUUCCUGUUUUAAUUUCCCAAAUAUUACAUUGACAUUUGCUACAGUAGGUAUGUUAUUUACCAAUGAGUAUGUGACAUCUUAUUCUGUUAUUGCAGUUAAGGCUUCAUGUUCAAUGAGUGCAGCCCAGAUAGCAGAAGAAUCGGCAACGUAAGUUUUAUAUCACUGUGAAAUAACUGUUAAGUAGCAGGAAGAACGUUAAGUUUAAGUUAAAUCAAGCAUGACACAGACAUCUGUAAAAGUUCUCACUUCAUUUUUAGGAUAAUAUGUCCUGAGGGAUGCCAGGAUGAGGAUGGCAAAGUUUGGGGAACUUACAGCUAUACAGACGUAAGAUUUUUAUCUCAAUACAUAUUCAUAAACUAAAGUUGUUACCCAAAUUGUUUUGCUUUAAUGUAUUUCUAUAACUUAAUGUCCAAUUUCCCCUAGGAUUCUGCCAUAUGCCUAGCUGCUAUUCAUGCUGGUGUAUUGACUGAUAAGGGAGGAAAAACAAAAAUAGUGAAGAUGCGUGGCCUUGAAAACUACGAGGAAUCCACAAAGAAUGGAAUAAAAUCCUUAAAAUAUGGAACCUGGUCUGGAUCCUUUAUAUUCCCCAAGUCAAAGCCUCCAUCACCUGGUAAAUCUCCAGAAUCACCCGAACCAGUACCAGGAAAACCUACAGAACCCAUUUUGAGCCUUCCACCAGGUGAAUUUAUUUACAAAUACAAAUUGGUAUUUUUCUCCUCAAAAGGUUAUGCAAUAUAAGUGCAGUAAUAACAUUACUGUGAAAAAAUGUAUAUUCAUUUUUUAGAUGUUUGCUUGUAAUAGGGAAAAACUCCUUUUUUUUUUUUUUUUUGCAAUCAGGAAACCAACUUCUUUCUCCUGCUGAAAUGCAAUGGAAGGCAAAACAUGGCAAUUUCUCCAUGCUUUGUUAUUAAUAUUCUAAAUUCUGCUCUGUUAACUCACUGAUGGGUAGAUCUUGUAAUUUGUUAAUAAUAUUUGCAAGCAGAUAAAUCUUACCUAUAUUUACACUUGGCAGGGAAAUUUCAACAAUCCAUUUUAAAAUAUAUUACAAAGCAAUAGCAUUGUACGAUUAAUUACAGUUCCCGAGUAUAGAUUAAGUAGCAAUCUAUAUAGUCAUUGAUAAGCCAUAGGACUAUUUUUUAAGCCUUAUCAUUGUUUUCCUGUUUUAAUUUCCCAAAUAUUACAUUGACAUUUGCUACAGUAGGUAUGUUAUUUACAAUGAGUAUGUGACAUCUUAUUCUGUUAUUGCAGUUAAGGCUUCAUGUUCAAUGAGUGCAGCCCAGAUAGCAGAAGAAUCGGCAACGUAAGUUUUAUAUCACUGUGAAAUAACUGUUAAGUAGCAGGAAGAACGUUAAGUUUAAGUUAAAUCAAGCAUGACACAGACAUCUGUAAAAGUUCUCACUUCAUUUUUAGGAUAAUAUGUCCUGAGGGAUGCCAGGAUGAGGAUGGAAAAGUUUGGGGAACUUACAACUAUACAGACGUAAGAUUUUUAUCUCAAUACAUAUUCAUAAACUAAAGUUGUUACCCAAAUUGUUUUGCAUUAAUGUAUUUCUAUAACUUAAUGUCCAAUUUCCCCUAGGAUUCUGCCAUAUGCCUAGCUGCUAUUCAUGCUGGUGUAUUGACUGAUAAGGGAGGAAAAACAAAAAUAGUGAAGAUGCGUGGCCUUGAAAACUACGAGGAAUCCACAAAGAAUGGAAUAAAAUCCUUAAAAUAUGGAACCUGGUCUGGAUCCUUUAUAUUCCCCAAGUCAAAGCCUCCAUCACCUGGUAAAUCUCCAGAAUCACCCGAACCAGUACCAGGAAAACCUACAGAACCCAUUUCGAGCCUUCCACCAGGUGAAUUUAUUUAUUCAUUUGUUUGUAAUAGGUAAAAACUCAAUUUCUUUGCAAUAAGGAAACCCACUUCUUUCUUCUGAUGAAAUGCAAUUGAAGGCAAAACAUGGCAAUUUCUCAAUGCAUUGUCAUUAAUAUUUCAAAUUGUGCUCUGUUAACUGACUGAUGUGUAGAUCUGGUAAUUUGUUAAUAAUAUUUGCAAGCAGAUAAAUCUUACCUAUGUUUACACUUGGCAGGGAAAUUUCAACAAUCCAUGUUCCAAUAUAUUACAAAGCAAAUACAUUUUAAGAUUAAUUACAGUUCCCAAGUAUAGAUUAAGUUGCAAUCUAUAUAGUCAUUGUUAAGCCAUAUGAUGCAUUUUUUAAGCCUUAUCAUUGUUUUCCUGUUUUAAUUUCCCAAAUAUUACAUUGACAUUUGCUACAGUAGGUAUGUUAUUUACCAAUGAGUAUGUGAUAUCUUAUUCUGUUAUUGCAGUUAAGGCUUCAUGUUCAAUGAGUGCAGCCGAGAUAGCAGAAGAAUGGGCGACGUAAGUGUUAUAUCACUGUGAAAUAACUUAAUUAGCAGGAAGAAAGUUAAGUUUAAGUUAAAUCAAGCAUGGCACAGACAUCCAUAUCAGUUCUCACUUCAUUUUUAGGAUAAUAUGUCCUGAGGGAUGCCAGGAUGAGGAUGGAAAAGUUUGGGGAACUUACAGCUAUACAGACGUAAGAUUUUUAUCUCAAUACAUAUUCAUAAACUAAAGUUGUUACCCAAAUUGUUUUGCAUUAAUGUAUUUCUAUAACUUAAUGUACUAUUUCCCUUAGGAUUCUGCCAUAUGCCUAGCUGCUAUUCAUGCUGGUGUAUUGACUGAUAAGGGAGGAAAAACAAAAAUAGUGAAGAUGCGUGGCCUUGAGAACUACGAGGAAUCCACAAAGAAUGGAAUAAAAUCCUUAAAAUAUGGAACCUGGUCUGGAUCCUUUAUAUUCCCCAAGUCAAAGCCUCCAUCACCUGGUAAAUCUCCAGAAUCACCCGAACCAGUACCAGGAAAACCUACAGAACCCAUUUUGAGCCUUCCACCAGGUGAAUUUAUUUAUUCAUUUGUUUGUAAUAGGUAAAAACUCGAUUUCUUUGCAAUAAGGAAACCCACUUCUUUCUUCUGAUGAAAUGCAAUGGAAGGCAAAACAUGGCAAUUUCUCCAUGCUUUGUCAUUAAUAUUUCAAAUUGUGCUCUGUUAACUGACUGAUGUGUAGAUCUGGUAAUUUGUUAAUAAUAUUUGCAAGCAGAUAAAUCUUACCUAUGUUUACACUUGGCAGGGAAAUUUCAACAAUCCAUGUUCCAAUAUAUUACAAAGCAAAUACAUUUUAAGAUUAAUUACAGUUCCCAAGUAUAGAUUAAGUAGCAAUCUAUAUAGUCAUUGAUAAUGCCAUAGGAUGCAUUUUUUAAGCCUUAUCAUUGUUUUCCUGUUUUAAUUUCCCAAAUAUUACAUUGACAUUUGCUACAGUCGGUAUGUUAUUUACCAAUGAGUAUGUGACAUCUUAUUCUGUCAUUGCAGUUAAGGCUUCAUGUUCAACGCGUGCAGACCAGAUAGCAGAAGAAUGGGCAAUGUAAGUUUUAUAUCACUGUGAAAUAACUGUUAAGUAGCAGGAAGAAAGUUACAUUUAUGUAAAAAGAUGUAUGGAACAGACAUCUGUAACAGUUCUCACUUAAUUUUUAGAGUGCUUUGUGAUGCAGGAUGUCAGAAUGAGGAAGGCAAUGUUUGGGGAGAUAACAUCUAUACCGAUGUAAGAUUGCAUCUCAAUACAUAUUCCUAAAUUAACUGUGUUAUCCAUGUGUUAUUAAUAUAAUAUUAACAAUAAAUCCACCAUUUCCAUUAGGAUUCUCCCAUCUGUAAAUCUGCUAUUCAUGCUGGAGCAUUGAAAGAGGAAGGAGGAAUAGUAGAAAUACGGAAGAUGCCUGGCCUUGAGAACUAUGAAGGAUGCACCAGGAAUGGAGUAAAAUCCUUAAAAUACGGAACCUGGUCUGGAUCCUUUAUGUUCCCCAAGUCAAAGCCUCCAUCAUCUGGUCAAUCUUCAGUUUUACCUGGAACAGGAAAACCUACAGAACCCACUUCAAGCCUUCCACAAGGUGAAUUUAUAAAUAAUAUGGUAUUUUUCUUCUUUAAAGACUAUGUACAAGAAAAACAGUAAUACUGUUACUGUAAAAAAAAAAAAAAAAAAGAUACAUUACUAAUGAUACUAAAAACAAUGUAUCUUUAGUAUCUUUAGUAGUUUAUUAUGGGUACAAAUUUCAAAUUUUGCAAUCAGCAUAUUUGUUUCUGCUAUCAAUAUCCAAAAUAAAAAUGUAUAGUUUUACAUAUUGUAUUGACAUGCUCUAUAAAUUCAAUGACAGGUGGAGCUUGCAUGCAGUUAAAAAUUCUAAAUGUCACCUUUUUUUGCAUUUAGUUUUGAAACUUUAUUAACCCCUGGUGUUUCAUCUGUUCCAAUACAAUUCCAAGAAAAUACAAUUCUAGAUUAAUUACUUCCCAAGCAUAAUAUGUGUUGAUAUUUAUGUAAUCGUUGAUAAUUUCACAUUGUGCCAUUUGUAAGCCUCAUCAUCUAUUUCUUCUUUUACUAUCCUAAUUAUUUAACUGAGGUUAGUGGUUGUUGAUAUUUUAAUUACCAAUCAAUAUGUGAUAUCGUGUUCUAUCACCGCAGUUGAGGCUCCAUGUUCACUGGGUGCAGAUGAAAUAGAUGAAGAAAGGGCAAUGUAAGUUUUACUUCACUGUAAACAAUAAGAAAAUGAAGUUUACACUAAAAUUUGCAUGAAACAGAAAACUAAACCAACUCUUACUUUGUUUUUAGAGUGUUAUGUGCUGCGGAAUGUCUGAAGGAAAACGACAUGGUUUGGGGAGAUGACAUCUAUACAGAAGUAAGUGGGCAUCUCAGUACAUAUUCCUAAGCUAAAAGUGUUACCCACAUUGUUUUCCUUUCAUUUUUUAAAAUUGUUUAUUAAUAAUGUGUAAUAUUCCAGUAUGGUUAGGUACCAUCACAUUUUGAAAAAAAACAAAAAAAAAAAAACAACAAAAAAAACUUAUGGUAUAACAGCUAAACAGUCUAGAAUUCAGUUAUAGGGGACUCCCCAUGUGUCAGAUCCAAUCACCUCUCUUUUGGCAUCCACCAUCAACCUGACGCUUUCAGUACAUGCAUUAGGUGGCUAUUUCCUUUACCUAGGAUGCUCAAUCACUCGCUCAUUGGCUCCACAUACAUCUGGCGAUAACUCUCUCAUACCACUUUGUGGUACCCACAUAUACUGACCAUUCAUAUAUUUACACUUGCACAAUGCCUGUAUGCCCUCACUGUAACUUGGGUACCCUGUCGGAACAUGAAGAUUUGAGCCCGUUCUGUACAGCUCUCUAGCACAGCCCGGAAGGGGCCUAUAAUCUAUUUUAACUGUAAACAUAUGAUUUCCCUUAGAAUUCUUCCAUUUGCAGAGCAGCUAUUCAUGGUGGAAUACUUGGUGGAAUAAUUACAGAUAACAGAGGAGCAGUAGAAACUGUGAAGAUGCCUGGCCUUUUCCUUUAAUCUAUUUUAACCAUCAAUCUACAAUUUGCCUUAGGAUUCUUCCGUGUGCAGAGCUGCUAUUCAUGCAGGACUACUGAAUGAUGAAGGAGGAAGAGUAGAAAUACUAAAGGUUCCUGGCCUUGAGAACUAUGAGGAAUCCACAAAGAAUGGAGUGAAAACCUUUAAACAUGGAUCCUGGUCUAGAUCCUUUAUGUUCCCCAAGUCAAAGCCUCCAUCAUCUACUAAAUCUUCAGAAUCACCUGGAACAGUCACAGGAAAACCUACAGAACCCACUUCGAGCCUUCCACAAGGUGAAUUUAUUUAUAAAUAAUAUGUUUUCUUUCUCCUUUAAAGACUAUGCACAAAAAACAGUAAUACUGUUACUGUAAAAAAAAAAAGAUACAUUGUUUUUUGUAUCAUUAUUAAUGUAUCUUUAGUAUCUUUAGUAGUUUAUGAUAGGUAAAAAUUCCCAAUUUUGCAAUCAGCAUAUUUGUUUCUGCUAUCAAUAUCCAAAAUAAAAAUGUAUAGUUUUACAUAUUGUAUUGACAUGUUCUAUAAAUUCAAUGACAGGUGGAGCUUGCAUGCAGUUAAAAAUUCUAAAUGUCACCUUUUUUUGCAUUUAGUUUUGAAACUUUAUUAACCCCUGGUGUUUCAUCUGUUCCAAUACAAUUCCAAGAAAAUACAAUUCUAGAUUAAUUACUUCCCAAGCAUAAUAUGUGUUGAUAUUUAUGUAAUCGUUGAUAAUUUCACAUUGUGCCAUUUGUAAGCCUCAUCAUCUAUUUCUUCUUUUACUAUCCUAAUUAUUUAACUGAGGUUAGUGGUUGUUGAUAUUUUAAUUACCAAUCAAUAUGUGAUAUCGUGUUCUAUCACCGCAGUUGAGGCUCCAUGUUCACUGGGUGCAGAUGAAAUAGAUGAAGAAAAGGCAAUGUAAGUUUUACUUCACUGUAAACAAUAAGAAAAUGAAGUUUACACUAAAAUUUGCAUGAAACAGAAAACUAAACCAACUCUUACUUUGUUUUUAGAGUGUUAUGUGCUGCGGAAUGUCUGAAGGAAAACGACAUGGUUUGGGGAGAUGACAUUUAUACAGAAGUAAGAGGGCAUCUCAGUACAUAUUCCUAAGCUAAAAGUGUUACCCACAUUGUUUUCCUUUCAUUUUUUUAAAUUGUUUAUUAAUAAUGUGUAAUAUUCCGGUAUGGUUAGGUACCAUCACAUUUUGAAAAUAAACAAAAAAAAAAACAACAAAAAAAACUUAUGGUAUAACAGCUAAACAGUCUAGAAUUCAGUUAUAGGGGACUCCCCAUGUGUCAGAUCCAAUCACCUCUCUUUUGGCACCCACCAUCACCCUGACGCUUUCAGUACAUGCAUUAGGUGGCUAUUUCCUUUACCUAGGAUGCUCAAUCACUCGCUCAUUGGCUCCACAUACAUCUGGCGAUAACUCUCUCAUACCACUUUGUGGUACCCACAUAUACUGACCAUUCAUAUAUUUACACUUGCACAAUGCCUGUAUGCCCACACUGUAACUUGGGUACCCUGUCGGAACAUGAAGAUUUGAGCCCUUAUGUACAGCUCUCUAGCACAGCCCGGAAGGGGCCUAUAAUCUAUUUUAACUGUAAACAUAUGAUUUCCCUUAGAAUUCUUCCAUUUGCAGAGCAGCUAUUCAUGGUGGAAUACUUGGUGGAAUAAUUACAGAUAACAGAGGAGCAGUAGAAACUGUGAAGAUGCCUGGCCUUUUCUUUUAAUCUAUUUUAACCAUCAAUCUACAAUUUGCCUUAGGAUUCUUCCGUGUGCAGAGCUGCUAUUCAUGCAGGACUACUGAAUGAUGAAGGAGGAAGAGUAGAAAUACUAAAGGUUCCUGGCCUUGAGAACUAUGAGGAAUCCACAAAGAAUGGAGUGAAAACCUUUAAACAUGGAUCCUGGUCUAGAUCCUUUAUGUUCCCCAAGUCAAAUCCUCCAUCAUCUACUAAAUCUUCAGAAUCACCUGGAACAGUCACAGGAAAACCUACAGAACCCACUUCGAGCCUUCCACAAGGUGAAUUUAUUUAUAAAUAAUAUGUUUUUUUUCUCCUUUAAAGACUAUGCACACAAAAAACAGUAAUACUGUUACUGUAAAAAAAAAAAAGAUACAUUGUUUUUUGUAUCAUUAUUAAUGUAUCUUUAGUAUCUUUAGUAGUUAAUGAUAGGUAAAAACUCACAAUUUUGCAAUCAGCAUAUUUGUUUCUGCUAUCAAUAUCCAAAAUAAAAAUGUAUAGUUUUACAUAUUGUAUUGACAUGUUCUAUAAAUUCAAUGACAAGUGGAGCUUGCAUGCAGUUAAAAAUUCUAAAUGUCACCUUUUUUUGCAUUUAGUUUUGAAACUUUAUUAACCCCUGGUGUUUCAUCUGUUCCAAUACAAUUCCAAGAAAAUACAUUUCUAGAUUAAUUACUUCCCAAGCAUAAUAUGUGUUGAUAUUUAUGUAAUCGUUGAUAAUUUCACAUUGUCCCAUUUGUAAGCCUCAUCAUCUAUUUUUUCUUUUACUAUCCUAAUUAUUUAACUGAGGUUAGUGGUUGUUAAUAUUUUAAUUACCAAUCAAUAUGUGAUAUCGUGUUCUAUCACCGCAGUUGAGGCUCCAUGUUCACUGGGUGCAGAUGAAAUAGAUGAAGAAAGGGCAAUGUAAGUUUUACUUCACUGUAAACAAUAAAAAAAAAUGAAGUUUACACUAAAAUUUGCAUGAAACAGAAAACUAAACCAACUCUUACUUUGUUUUUAGAGUGUUAUGUGCUGCGGAAUGUCUGAAGGAAAACGACAUGGUUUGGGGAGAUGACAUUUAUACAGAAGUAAGUGGGCAUCUCAGUACAUAUUCCUAAGCUAAAAGUGUUACCCACAUUGUUUUACUUUCAUUUUUUUUAAAAUUGUUUAUUAAUAAUGUGGAAUAUUCCGCUAUGGUUAGGUACCAUCACAUUUUGAAAAUAAACAGAUUCAUAUAUUUCAGUGUUACAUAAAAAAAAAAAAAAAAACUUAUGGUAUAACAGCUAAACAGUCUAGAACUCAGUUAUAGGGGACUCCUCAUGUGUCAGACCCAAUCACCUCUCUUUUGGCACCCACCAUCACCCUGACACUAUCAAUACAUCCAUUAGGUGGCUAUUUCUUUUACUUAGGAUGCUCAAUCACUCACUCAUUGGCUCCACAUACAUCUGGGGAUAACUCUCUCAUACCACAUUGGAGUACCCACAUACACCUACCAUUCAUAUAUUUACACUUGCACUACGCCUGUAUGCCCUCACUGUAACUUGGGUAGCCUGUCGGAACAUGAAGAUUUGAGCCCUUAUGUACAGCUCUCUAGCACAGCCCAGAAGGCUGCAGUAGAAACUGUGAAGAUGCCUGGCCUUUUCCUUUAAUCUAUUAUAACCAUAAAUCUACAAUUUGCCUUAGGAUUCUUCCGUGUGCAGAGCUGCUAUUCAUGCAGGACUACUGAAUGAUGAAGGAGGAAGAGUAGAAAUACUAAAGGUUCCUGGCCUUGAGAACUAUGAGGAAUCCACAAAGAAUGGAGUGAAAACCUUUAAACAUGGAUCCUGGUCUAGAUCCUUUAUGUUCCCCAAGUCAAAGCCCCUAUCAUCUGGUAAAUCUCCAGAAUCACCUGGAACAGUACCAGGUAAGCCUACAGUGUCAAUUCCCAGUCUCCUACUAGGUGAAUUUAUUUAUCAAUUUUUUUUUUCUAAUACCUAUGCAGAAACGCACUAGUAACAAAACUUUGAGGAGGACAUUUUGUUAUUUUGAGUGUUUUCCAAAAGUGAAAACUUUAAAUUUUCAUUCAGGAAAUCUUCUCUCUUCCAUGGAACUUCAGUUGGAGGCAAAAUAUGGACAAAGCCUUCACGUUAUUGAUACUCCCAUUAUGUUUAUAUUCUUUAGAGGGAUUAUUGAUUCAUUGUAGCUUCCUCAACAGCUGUUUUAACAUUUGAGGCAAAGGAAUCCAUUUUCCUGACAGUAGACAUGUGCAUGGCGAAAAAAAUUCAGGACAGCAGAGUUUCAGCCAUGUUGUAGUUCAAUUUGACAGAAUUUCGUUCACUAAAAAAAAAAAAAAAAUCAUGAAAAUUUCAGGCAAGCCAAUGAAACAAUGCGUAUUACUCUUCUGCAUUGAAAAACUACUACAAUAUUGCCUAUCCUGAUGGCUAAGCAAUAUUAGGCAUUUAUUUUGCAAUGUCAAUUCUAAAUUGGGAAAAUCUGAUUAUUAUAUCUGAAUAAAAAAAAAAAAAAAAGCAAGUGUGAUAACUUGAUUAUGAUUAUUUUCUUUGUGCUAUAUUGUAUCAUUGAUACAAUGGGAGGAGAAGUAAUUUUAUGUAGAAAAAAAAGUAACUGAUGACCCACUAACCCAGGGGUAGGCAAUCUUUGGCACUCCAGAUGUUAUGGACUACAUCCCCCAUAAUGCUCUUACACACAUAAUGCUGGCAAAACAUCAUGGCAGGUCUAGUGCAAAACAUCUGUCGUAACGAAGGUUGCCUAUGCCUGCACUAACCCCUUCCAUCCUCAGAAGAGCAGGAGUGACUAUCCUUCAUUGUGGGAAAAAAGCAGUGCUCUAUCCCAGGGCUUUAGAGAAUACGAGCAGGGUCCCGUUUUUUAACCUCUUGAUUGGACAGGAGAUACAACCGACAAGAUUGAUCAGUCCUUUUGUCUAUCAUGACAAACUAAGCGGUUUCAUAAAUGUAAAUUGUUUCCUUCUCAGAGUCAAACUUAUCUAACUUAUUACCUUCUAAAUCAUCAGAAUCAUGAGCAUAUUUAUAAAAGACAAAAUGUUGAUCUGCAGAAUUAUCUCUUGCUGAGGUGCUGAACGAAUCUGGCUUAUUAAAACCCAUUCAGCAAUCAGCCAUCAAACCAUGCAGAAAAAUAUGAACAAUAAAUAGCUAAACGUAAAUUUGUAAACAUGUUUAUGUCAAUAUAAGUCAACUCCAUCCCAGAAACCAUAUAAAAAGAAUAUAUAUCAAGAAGCUCUGCAGGGGCAAAAAUAAAACUAUAGCCCCAAAUAUAAAAGGAUAUCCAAUUGCUAACCUCCUAUUCAAAAAAAUAACCUGCAUCUCAUUUCUUGUUCAUGCCCAUUGGAAUCCUAGUGGAAAGGGUGAAGAUCUAGUAUGCCACCCAUUGAAAGUGAACACUAAAUAUAUGUCACCCCCUCUCACACAAAACAAGGGAAAUCUGUCUCAUAACGUGUGAAGUUUGCUAUAUUGCAUUUCUUUUGUGGAUUCUCUUACAAUUCAUUUUUUUACUUCUCUCCUUUGUGAUGGUAUGCUUUGGCCUAAAUCAGCAACAUAUUAAUAACUGUGUUUUAAAUGCAACAGUUCAUUGGAUUUUACUUUUCGAUCCUUUGCUACAGAAGUCUUGCGUAAGUCUGUUUAGUUUGACUGGCCUCUCAUUUAAGUUUGUAUGCCUUUGUGUCCCUCCCCACUCUUUUGGGAAAAUGCUUAAUUCUGCUUCCAAUUUAUUCGCUGCUCAAAAGGGAUUGGUUGUAUAUUGCAUCUCUCCAUUUUAGCCUCUAUUUUGGAUUGUGAGAAACAGGUCAGUCAUUGUCUCAUUGUUAUAAUUCAUCCAUAUGAAUAUGGUUCUGUAAUAGCCUGUACAAUUGAGUCAGAGGCUUUUUUAUUAUCAUUAUUUUUGCAGGUCAGGCGAAAUACAAAAAUCAGGAAUAUUUAAUAGCAUACAAGUACAUCUGUAGUAAGGCAAAAGCUACACAUAAGGGCCCAAUCCUAUUUUAACCCCUUAACGACCAAACUUCUGGAAUAAAAGGGAAUCAUGACAUGUCAGACAUGUCAUGUGUCCUUAAGGGGUUAAAAUAAUAAUAUAGCAAAUGCCCCCAGCCUCUUAACUAAAGUGCAACAUAUACAUAAGAGAUAAGAGGCAUGUAUGAUGUAUAUGGCUGGAAUCACGUUGAAAUUUAACCAUUGUGUAACAGCGUAAGAAGGCAACAUUAACAAGGGAACAAAUGUCAUUAUGACAGUAAAGGAGAUAAAAAAAUUCUAAGUAUGUAGGGUAAACAAACAAAUCACUUUUACAAAGCAUAGAUAUACAUUAUAAAACAGAAAAAUAAAUGAGAUAAUACCAAAAUAAUCCUAAAAUUAGGAUAAUGGAAAACAAAAUAGUCUACCAUAAUGCAUGUUAAAGAGUUACUCCAAACCACAUCAGUGUAUUGCAGUGGUCAUGGUGCUUGGAAUCUUUAAGAAACACUGCUUUUCCUGAAAAAGAAGCCACAGGCACUAAGCACUGUGGUAUAUAUGUAUGGUGGCAAUGAAGGAGUUAAUCUGGUUUGUCUGGGAUUUGAAUGUGAGCAUUUUACAUAUGAUGGUAGAUGGUCAGUUAGACAGGUAUCUGGGCAGAUUUAAUAACACAGCUGUUGCAGGGGGCUGGAGCUGGCAUGGGAUUGGUUGAAAGUUGCAAGCAGAAAAAGAGCGGGAAACUGGAACAGUAUAAAAAGAAGCAGCACAAGUUUAAUCCUGUCAGAGUGGACUGAAGCAGGAACGGUGCGGAUGGACCCCAACACCCGUCCCUUUACUUUUAUUGAAUUGUUUUGUCUUGGUGUUAUGAGCAUUGGGGAUAAAGUUAUCCUUAGGAUCAAGUUCUGAGGAAGGAUAUGGUGGUAAAUGGUUUUAUAUAAAAGGCGGUCAGGUUAGUUAUGACUGACUGGCAAUAUGGUGGUUAAUAAAGUUGAAAAGUUUUGAAAGUUGGUGAACCCUAUGUUAUAUGGUUAUGGUUACAAAGUUAUGGUUUUAUGCCCCUUGAACUUUGAAUAAACACCACGGCCAAGCCCAUUGAAAAGUAAUUAAACAUUGUCUGUAGUUAUUGUGUACCUCGUUUUAUUUAUACGAAUAUUGCCUACCAUACAAAUACUUUUUGCUGCUGCUGGAGGUGUAACUCGAUCUGUGGAAGUGCCUUCAACCAACCUGGAACAAAAGCUGAUGCUGUCAGUCAAUAAAGAACUGACAAUAGAUAGAAAACAGAUGCACGUUGACCAGCAUUAGAGGUGUGUUGGCACCCAAAGGGACACAAGUAAAAGGGCAAGCCAUGGCAAAUUGGUUUGCUCCAAUACAUGGGAACACCAGGGUACUCCUGACAUUAUAGCCACUAAAGCAAGCUUUAAUAGUAAUGAUAUUUGGAAUAACCAUUUAAAUAACUUAUAUAAAAUAAAGUUAUUAGAAAUAGUACUGUGUACACCUAAACAAUACACAUCCUAGCGUAAAACUACAUUUGAUCUAUACUGAAAAUAUGCACGAAAAUAAUAAAAUGUUUGUAAUGCAAUACCAUACUUAACUUCACAAGAGCAACAAAGAAAAAGAAAGGAUUGAUUGUUGGCUAACUGGACAUAGACAAUGCUCAUAUGUGUUUAAUUGCACUAAUCUUCCAUGUUAAAUUAUUUUGUGCAUUAUUCUUUGCAACUAAAUUUUAGAUCAAAGUAGCCAAACAGGACUUGGAGAAUUAGCUGUUUGUCUGCUUUGCCCUUAGAUUUUAAAAUCACUUUAAAUUCACGUUGAAUUCCUGACAGUUUUCACAUUAGAAAAUAACCAUGUAAGAAUACUUUGCUGCUCUUGGUAAUGCUGUAGGUAGACAAGUUAAAGCAUAAUACAAGCUUUCUCUCUGAGAUAAUACUCAUAUUGUAAUAUAUUGUCAUUCAUAAUGCCAUAUUGGGUUGUUUUUUUAAGCCUUCACAUUGAUUUCCUGUUAUUAAUUAUUACACUAUUUGCUGCAGUAGAUGUUUUAUUUACUAAAGAAUAUGUGAUAUCUUAUUCUUUCGCUGCAGUUGAGAUUUCGUGUUCAACGGGUGCAGAUGAGAUAGAAGAUAAAAGUGCAGAGUAAGUCUUGUUCGAAAUUGCAGGAAGGAAAUUCAGUUUACGUUGAAAUAUGUGUGGAACAGAAAUCUAAAUCAGUUCUCACUUCAUUUUUAGACUAGUGUGUCCUGAGGGAUGUCGGGAUAUGAACGACAUUGUUUGGGGAACUCACAUCUUUACAGAAGUAAGAUAUUUUCAUACCUAUUUUUAAAUGUGUUUCCACAGAUGUUUUUGGCUUCAUAUAUUAUUAAAAUUUAAUGUACCACUUGCCUUAGGAUUCUUCCAUUUGCCGAGCAGCAAUUCAUGCUGGAGUACUGACUAAUCAAGGAGGAACAAUAGAAAUACGGAAGAUUCCUGGCCUUGAGAACUACGAGGAAUCCACCAAGAACGGAGUGAAGUCUUUCAAACAUGGAACCUGGUCUGAAUCAUUUAUGUUCCCCAAAUCAGUGUCACCAUCACCUGAUAAAUCUCCAGAAUCAACUGGGACAGUACCAAUCUCCGAAGAACCUACAGAACCAAUUUCCAGCCUCCCACCAGGUGAAUAUAGUGCUGAAUGAAUCUUGUUGCAGCAGCAACAUUAAUGUGUUAAGACAUUUGGUGAUAUUUUUUUUAAUAUAUAUAUAUAUAUAUAUCAGUUAUGGGUUAAAAUCCUACUUCCUUGGCAUUCUAGUGGGAGGCAAAACGUUUUAUUUUUCUAUGUUUAACCAUCAAUAUCCAAAAAGUGCAUAGCUUAGAUUUUUCAUUUUGGUGUUUUAUUAAUUUCGCUAACAGGUCGAAUUUUUCGUUUCACAAUAAUGCUUGCAGCAGCAACAUUAAUGUGUUAAGACAUUUGGUGAUAUUUUUUUAAUAUAGAUAUAUCAGUUAUGAGUUAAAAUCCUGCUUCCUUGGCAUUCUAUUGGGAGGCAAAACGUUUUAUUUUUCUAUGUUUAAUUAUUUUGUGCAUUAUUCUUUGCAACUAAAUUUUAGAUCAAAGUAGCCAAACAGGACUUGGAGAAUUAGCUGUUUGUCUGCUUUGCCCUUAGAUUUUAAAAUCACUUUUAAUCCAUGUUGAAUUCCUGACAGUUUUCACAUUAGAAAAUAACCAUGUAAGAAUACUUUGCUGCUCUAGGUAAUGCUUUAGGUAGACAAGUUAAAGCAUAAUACAAGCUUUCUCUCUGAGAUAAUACUCAUAUUGUAAUAUAUUGAUUCAUAAUGCCAUAUUGGGUUGUUUUUUUAAGCCUUCACAUUGAUUUCCUGUUAUUAAUUAUUACACUAUUUGCUGCAGUAGAUGUUUUAUUUACUAAAGAAUAUGUGAUAUCUUAUUCUUUCACUGCAGUUGAGAUUUCGUGUUCAACGGGUGCAGAUGAGAUAGAAGAUAAAAGUGCAGAGUAAGUCUUGUUCGAAAUUGCAGGAAGGAAAUUCAGUUUACGUUGAAAUGUGUGUGGAACAGAAAUCUAAAUCAGUUCUCACUUCAUUUUUAGACUAGUGUGUCCUGAGGGAUGUCAGGAUAUGAACGACAUUGUUUGGGGAACUCACAUCUUUACAGAAGUAAGAUAUUUUCAUACCUAUUUUUAAAUGUGUUUCCACAGAUGUUUUUGGCUUCAUAUAUUAUUAAAAUUUAAUGUACCACUUGCCUUAGGAUUCUUCCAUUUGCCGAGCAGCAAUUCAUGCUGGAGUACUGACUAAUCAAGGAGGAACAAUAGAAAUACGGAAGAUUCCUGGCCUUGAGAACUACGAGGAAUCCACCAAGAACGGAGUGAAGUCUUUCAAACAUGGAACCUGGUCUGAAUCAUUUAUGUUCCCCAAAUCAGUAUCACCAUCACCUGAUAAAUCUCCAGAAUCAACUGGGACAGUACCAAUCUCCGAAGAACCUACAGAACCAAUUUCCAGCCUCCCACCAGGUGAAUAUAGUGCUGAAUGAAUCUUGUUGCAGCAGCAACAUUAAUGUGUUAAGACAUUUGGUGAUAUUUUUUUUAAUAUAGAUAUAUCAGUUAUGAGUUAAAAUCCUGCUUCCUUGGCAUUCUAUUGGGAGGCAAAACGUUUUAUUUUUCUAUGUUCAACCAUCAAUAUCCAAAAAGUGCAUAGCUUAGAGUUUUCAUUUUGGUGUUUUAUUAAUUUCGCUAACAGGUCGAAUUUUUCGUUUCACAAUAAUGCUUGCAGAAGACUGACGAUUACACAUUUUAUCUGUUUUAAACUUCUCUUGUUCUUGGCGCUUAUUUGGUUUCAGUGCAAAAGCGUAUUUAUAUUAAUUGAAAUUCCUUAGCAGAAAACAUAUUGCAUUAAAAGGGCAGACGGACUCUGCAAACACAUUUACUGCAUAUCUCGUGCUUGUGCGAUCACUACGUGUACCGGUGUUCCCACUACCACCAAACCUUUCUGACGGUGGUUGGCAUCAGAUCUCUGUGACAUUGUGCCACAGGGAUUGGACAUCUUGGUCAGCCUUGGGAGUCUGUUGUCAAACUCUGGUCCAGGACAGUGCCUUGCUUAGAACAGAGACUAACAACUCAGGGACAAUUUAAAUGGCUGCUAUACAUUGUACAAAGAGACAGUUAUUUACAAUGCUCCAUUUCUCUUAGUCUUUUCAUCUAUUGCUUCUUUUAAUUUUAUUUGCUCAUUAUGACAUUCAAGUUUGCUGCAGAAAAUAGUUUAAUUGCCAAUUAAAAUACAAUAUCUUAUUCUAUCACUGCAGUAAAAGUUUUGUGUUCAACGGGUGCAGACGAGAUAGAAGCUGAAAGUGCAGAGUAAGUCUUAUUCGAAAUAACAAGAAGGAAAUUAAGUUUACGCUAAAAAAAUGUGUUGUACAGAAAUCUAAAUCCGUUCUUACUUCAAUUUUAGAGUGGAAUGUCCUGCAAAUUGUCUAGAUGAGGACAAUGGCUUUGUUUGGGGAAAUCAAAUCUAUACAGACGUAAGAUGAUAAUCAUAUAUAUGUAUAUAUUUAUUUACAUAAUUUUAAAUAAAUGAAAUUAAUUGAAAAAUGUAAUGUACUGUUUGCCUUAGGAUUCUUCCGUUUGUCUGUCUGCUAUUCAUGAUGGAAAACUGGCCAAUGAAAAGGGAGGAAGAGUUCGUUUCCUGAAGCUACUGGGACGGGAGAACUAUGAAGGAUCCACAAAGAAUGGAGUAAAAUCCUCUACACAUGGGAUUUGGCAUGGUUCAUUUAUGUUCCCUGUAUCUACUGCAGUAUCUCCAGGUAACUCUCCAGAAUCUCUUAAUACACCACUACCUUUAGCUGGAAUACUUUAAAACAUUGUAGCUACUGUGUUAUAUUUUUGAAGGGACUGGAUCGAGAUGGGAGCUCAGCUACAGAAAAUGAGCUAAAAGUAAAAGAAGAGAAGUGUCAUCCUACCCUUCCCUCUAUGAUCACAGUGCCAGCCACUACAAGAAAUAGCGCCUUAAAGACCUGA
Molecule: messenger RNA, 29777 nt
Organism: Pelobates cultripes (western spadefoot toad)
Lineage: Eukaryota; Metazoa; Chordata; Amphibia; Anura; Pelobatidae
Source: the annotation of a GenBank genome assembly